UUUUAGUGGGGGAAAUUCUAAUAUAGUUAAGUUUUGGGGGUGAAAGUGUUAUUUAGCCCUAAUAUAUAAAUAACCCAAUUUCGUGCCCUAGCCGAGAGCCCUCUUCUUUGACUGGUUAUAAGCAAUUCUUAAACCCCUGGCUUUGGCUCCAAAACCCUACUUCUCCAUUCUCCGACAUUGUUUUUGCUGCAACGCCUAAAAUCGUCUGAAGAAAUGACGAGACCUAAAACGAAGAAAUUCAAGCUCCAGAACCGUCUUUCCGAGGUACAAGAAAUUGAGCAUCUCGAAUCGUGGAUAGCUUCGGCGAAACCUGAUUCCGGCUCCAACCCACUCGCCCUGACUCCACUGCCGGAAAAAUCCCCAAUCGGAAAACUACCGGACGGCUCAUUUUCUCGGUACGCCGGCGUCGAUAGAUUCAGGCAGUUGCCACUGUCGAAGAAAACCAAAGAUGGGUUGUCCGCGGCCGGGUUUUUGAAGAUGACUGAUAUUCAGAGGGCUUCGCUCCCGCACUCGCUCUGUGGCCGUGAUAUCUUAGGUGCAGCGAAAACUGGGUCCGGCAAGACCUUGGCUUUUAUUAUCCCUGUCUUAGAAAAGCUAUAUCGAGCUAGAUGGGGACCGGAGGAUGGUGUUGGAUGCAUCAUCAUGUCUCCCACGAGGGAAUUAGCUAGUCAGCUUUUCGAAGUACUACAAUCUGUUGGGAAGUAUCAUGGUUUUAGUGCUGGCCUUUUGAUUGGUGGUCGUAAAGAUGUCGACACAGAGAAAGAGCGUGUAAACGAGUUGAAUAUUUUGGUCUGUACUCCAGGUCGGCUUCUUCAGCACAUGGACGAGACUCCAAAUUUCGAGUGUUCGGAACUUCAGGUGUUAGUUCUUGAUGAGGCUGAUCGUAUUCUUGAUGUUGGAUUUAAGAAAGCUUUGAAUGCAAUAAUUUCUCAAUUACCAAAAUAUAGACAAACUUUUCUAUUUUCAGCAACCCAGACAAAGUCUGUCAAAGAUCUUGCAAGACUCAGUCUGAAAGAUCCAGAGUAUAUUAGUGUGCACGCAGAGUCUACAACUGCCACUCCAAGUCUUUUAGAGCAGACAGCAAUGGUCAUUCCUCUUGACCAAAAACUGGACAUUUUAUGGAGUUUCAUAAGGGCACAUCUUAAUUCAAGGAUACUCGUGUUUCUUUCCAGUUGCAAGCAGGUGAAAUUUGUCUACGAAGCAUUUAGGAAACUACGUCCUGGUAUUUCAUUGAAAUGCCUCCAUGGAAGGAUGAAGCAGGACAGACGUAUGGGAAUAUAUGCUCAGUUUUGCGAGGAGGAGUCUGUUCUGUUCUCCACCGAUGUUGCGUCAAGAGGACUUGAUUUCAAUAAGAAUGUUGAUUGGGUUGUCCAGGUAGAUUGCCCGGAAGAUGUUGCUUCUUACAUACACAGAGUGGGCCGCACUGCUCGGUAUCUUUCUGGUGGAAAAUCCAUUUUAUUACUUACACCCUCGGAGACAAAGAUGAUUGACAAAUUACAAGAAAAAAAGAUUCCUAUUAGAUACAUCAAGGCAAACAUGAAAAAAGUGCUACCUGUUUCUGGAUUGCUAGCAGCUUUGUUAGUCAAGUACCCGAAUCUGCAGCAACUGGCUCAGAGAGCCUUCAUCACUUAUAUGAGGUCCAUCUAUAAACAGCGUGACAAGGAGGUUUUUGAUGUCACUCAGCUUCCGAUCGAUGAAUAUUCCGCAUCGUUAGGUCUUCCAAUGACCCCCAAAGUCCGUUUUCUGAAAAGUAAAAUCAAGGGCCAAAAAAUGUCCAAAGAAUUGGUCAUUGUUCCAGAUAGCACAAUUGAUGACAAUCCAAUCGAAAUUCCACAACAAAGUUUGAGCAACGGCAGGCGUGUGGAAGAAGAAUCGGAAUCGGAGGAUGACCUUCUUAAAGAAAACGACACUCCGCGUGUUGGCGAUGAUAAUGCAACUGAUACUGGAUACGCCAUGACCGGUACGAGGGUUUUAAAGAAAAAGAAGCUGAAGAUCAAUAUGCACAGACCUGUUGGUACUAGGGUUGUAUUUGACGACGAAGGCAACACGUUACCCCCUCUUGCAAGACUAGCAGACACCAUAAGUGAUUCUUCUAAGCUGGACAAGAGCAAAGUAAACCAACGGUAUGCACAGUUGAGGGAAGAAAUGAAAGUGGUGGACAAGGACGAUAAAGUAUUGGACCAAAAACGACGCAAGGAAAAACGUAUCAAGCAAAAGAUGAAGUUGAAGAGAGGCAGAGAUAGUGAAGACGAUGAUAGAGACAGUGAAGAUGAUAUAUCCGAGUCGGAAAACGGGAGAGUUGGUAAAAAGUCAAAGCUCUAUUUCGACAGUGACAGUGAUGGUGGUGAGGGAAGGAAAGGCAAGGGUAGUAGCAGUAGAAUUGGCAAUGUUACCGACAGUGUCACUCUAGCGGAGCAAGAGGAACUGGCACUUAAAAUUUUGAGUUCGAUGAAUUCGUAGAUUGUUGGUUGGGUUUUUCCGAGCGAUGGAGCUAUAGUUGUAUAUGCACUUCAAAUUUGGUGGCGACGGCGAGAAAUUUUGCAGUUUCGUAGUUUUUCUUUUUUUACGAGAAACGGUAAAUUCUGAAAAGUGUACUAAAAGACUUCCAAAUUUUGUCACAUUACAAGAAAAUAACAUUUAAUAUCAUAUUCUAUCAAUUCUUAUAAAUC
Molecule: messenger RNA, 2669 nt
Organism: Erythranthe guttata (spotted monkey flower)
Lineage: Eukaryota; Viridiplantae; Streptophyta; Magnoliopsida; Lamiales; Phrymaceae
Product: DEA(D/H)-box RNA helicase family protein
Molecular function (GO): ATP binding; nucleic acid binding; RNA helicase activity
Source: RefSeq, a predicted model, not a curated record